This is a messenger RNA of Fonticula alba, 910 nucleotides long. RefSeq lists its product as hypothetical. Lineage: Eukaryota; Rotosphaerida; Fonticulaceae. Gene Ontology annotation, cellular component: peroxisomal membrane. Bases 116 to 781 code for a protein of 221 amino acids. The transcript has 3 exons. The record is from RefSeq and is a predicted model, not a curated record.
CGCCCACCCGCCCGCUCGCCCGCCCCUCCGCUCCUUUCGCCCUCUCUUUCCCUCGUCGCGCCCCGCCCGUCCGUCCGCCUGUCUCGCCAUCGGCCCAGGCCCGCCGCCUGCUGUCAUGCUUGACGAUCCGCGCUUGCACUUCCUCCUGAGCCUGGUCAAGGGCAUCCGGAAUGGGUUGGUGUACGGCGCGAAGGUCCGGUUUCCGCACUCCCUGGUCAUUGCCCUCCUGUAUGGCAAGGGGCCGUGGCCCGACCGCCUGCGCCGGAUCAUCCAGGCCACCAAGACACAUGCCACCAAGCUGGCCCUCUUUGUGCUGAUCUACAAGUCCUCGCUGCAGCUUCUGCGCAGCGUGCCAGGGCUGGCCUUCGGCCCGGCCGGGCUGCUGAAGGACGAGGCUUCAUGGCACGCCCUGGCCGCCGGGGCCCUGGCGGGGGCCCUGAUCUUCGGCGACGGCAGCCCAAUCAGCCAACAGAUCAACCUGUACCUCAUGUCCCGCGUGCUGGUCGGGGUCCUGUCGCUCCCCUUCCUGACGAGCCCCACCCCGCAGGGGACCGAGGAGGGCGUGGCCCGGGCCCUCGCCCGGCCGGAUCUCACCCGGCAAACGCGCUCGCUGCCUUCCCUGCAUCGGCCCUUUGCGAUGGCCCUCUGGGCCCUGGCCCUGUGGCUGCACCGGUACCGGCCGGCCGCCCUGCCCAGCUCCCUCGGCCAGUCCAUGGACUACCUUUACCUGGACUCCGAAUGGUGGACCAGCCUCCGGACGCUGCUCUGGCACAACAAGUAGCGCGCCGGGGGGCCCUUCUUGUUGUCUGCCGUGCGGCGACCAUUGGCCGCCGGGGCCCCGCGGCGCGCUCCCCCGCCCCCUGCGUCGACAGUCCGAGCCGCAGCCCCGAAUACAACGCCCCUCUCUCUC